Messenger RNA from Xenopus tropicalis (tropical clawed frog), 2586 nucleotides. Its product is annotated as protocadherin gamma-B1. Bases 94 to 2586 code for a protein of 830 amino acids. Gene Ontology annotation, biological process: cell adhesion; homophilic cell-cell adhesion. Gene Ontology annotation, molecular function: calcium ion binding. The record is from RefSeq and is a predicted model, not a curated record. The transcript has 2 exons. Gene Ontology annotation, cellular component: membrane; plasma membrane. Lineage: Eukaryota; Metazoa; Chordata; Amphibia; Anura; Pipidae.
UCUCUACAAUAAAACAGUGGAUAAGGACUGCAUUUUCUACUGGACUGAAAAGUGAUCAUCUGAAGGAGAUAUUCUACUCUGAAAGCAGCAGAGAUGAAAUCCCAGCACUCACAAAACUACAAGGCAAUCAGAUGGCAAGUAACAUUUUUUUUCUUACUCUCAUGGCUUUGUCAGUCAGUUUCAGGCCAGAUUCAUUAUUCUAUUGCUGAAGAACUGAGAAAAGAUUCUGUUAUAGCAAACCUUGCAAACGAUCUUGGAUUAGAUAUUAAGGAUCUCUCCUCACGAAGAUUUCGCAUUGAAUCAAAUGUAUCCCAGAAAUAUUUCUUUGUGCAUUUAGAAAAUGGAAAUUUAUAUGUUAAAGACAGGAUAGAUAGAGAGACGCUUUGUAGGGCAACACCUACCUGUUUAAUAACCUUUGAUGCAGUGAUCGAAAAUCCCUUCAAUAUUUUCAGUGUCAAUAUAGAAAUUCGUGAUAUAAAUGAUAAUCCUCCAAAAUUCUUUUAUGACACUAUCACUUUAGAGAUGAUUGAACUUACUAUACCAGGGACACGGUUUGCUUUGCAAACUGCAGAAGAUCCAGAUAUUGGCAUUAAUUCUGUGCAAACAUACAAGCUCAGUGACAAUCAGUAUUUUACAUUACAUGAAAAGGCCAGAGCUGAUGGGAGCAAAAUUCCAGAACUUGUGCUAGAGAAAUAUCUAGAUCGCGAGACACAAAAUCUGCACAAAUUAUUCUUAACAGCUUUUGAUGGAGGAAACCCUGUAAGAUCUGGAUCUGCUCUAAUUAGGAUUAUCAUUAGUGAUGCAAAUGAUAAUAUACCUGUAUUUACUAAAGAGGUUUAUAAAGUGAGAAUAAGUGAAAAUUCUCCAAUUAACUCUACAGUAAUUCGUGUAAAUGCAACUGACAAAGACGAAGGUCUAAAUGCUCAAAUUACAUAUUCUUUUAGCAAAACAUCAGACAAUCAGCUUUACACAAGUAUCUUUGAUAUUAAUCCAACAAAUGGUGAAAUUAGAACUACAAGUGGAUUAGAUUUUGAAACAGUACAAAAUUACGAAAUAUCAGUAGAAGCAAUGGAUGGAGGUGGCUUUGUGGCCCAUUCCAAGGUAUUAGUAGAAAUUACAGAUGAAAAUGAUAAUGCUCCUGAGAUAUCCAUUGCCUCAUUAUCUGCUACUAUUCCUGAGGAUUCUCCAACUGGAACUCUCAUAGCACUGAUUAAAGUUCAUGAUCAGGACUCAGAAGACAAUGGAGAAGUUGACUGUCAGAUAAUGGGGACAGUACCUUUUCAGUUAGUUUUAUCCUCAAGCACGUAUUACAAAAUAAUUACCACAAGUUUCUUGGACAGAGAGAAUACAUCACAAUAUAACAUAACCAUUCUUUCUACUGACAGGGGAUCUCCUAAACGUUCCACAGUAAAACACAUUAGGUUGAAUAUAUCAGAUGUUAAUGAUAAUCCACCAAUCUUUAAAAAAUCAACAUAUGUUGCAUAUUUAAGUGAGAACAAUUUACCUGGAUCCUCAAUAUACAGAAUAAAUGCAUAUGACCCUGAUACUGGAGACAAUGCCAAGAUUAUAUAUUCAAUAGCCGGCACACAUAUAAAGGAUAUUGCCAUAUCUUCUUAUUUUUCUAUUAACAUAGAGACUGGAGUUCUCUAUGCUCAGCGAUCAUUUGACUAUGAACACGACAAGGAAUUUCAAAUUGGAAUAACAGCUAGAGACCAUGGAUCACCAUCUUUAAGUAGCAAUACAACCUUAGUUAUCCAUAUAAUAGAUCAGAAUGAUAAUGCACCUAAAAUCUUAUAUCCUUCAGCUGAAAGCAGUAGCUCAUCAUUAUUUGAGAUGGUCCCUUUAGCCUCUGAGCAGGGGACUUUGAUAACUAAAGUGGUUGCAGUGGAUGCAGAUUCUGGACAUAACUCAUGGCUUUCUUAUCAUUUAAUACAAACUCUGGAAACCUCUCCCUUUAGCAUUAAUCAGCACAAAGGAGAAAUCAGAACCACUCGCAUCAUUCAAGAAAAAGAUGAUAUGAAGCAUAAGGUGGUGGUUCUGGUAAAAGACAAUGGUGACCCUUCUCUCUCAGCAACAGUCACCUUAAGCCUUAUCGUGGCAGAUCAUUUUCAGCAUGUGGUCCCCAAACUUAUUAAUCAGUUCACUAAUGAGGAACCACAAUCUAAUUUACACAUUUACUUGAUCAUUGCAGUUGCACUGAUAUCCCUAUUAUUUAUCAUAGCAGUUGUGUUGGUCAUUAUAUCAAAAUGUAAGGACUCAAAACUUCCACCAACUCUUGCACCUCUAAAUACAAGUCUGUAUUCUCACGUUGAUCCCAGAAUGCUGUCCAAGUUUAAUAGUGGGACUCUUCCAUAUCCCUAUAAUUUUUGUGUAACUUUGGAUUCCACUGAAAAUGAUUUUACCCUUAUUAAACCAAAUCAGACUGCCCCUGUGAAGAAUCUUAUUGACACAGAUGACUCAGAUCUCAGAAAUGAAGCCUUAAAAAACACUUUGUCUCCAGACAUACCUAAUGAGAAACAAAGGUUGGAAUCACUUGCAAUAAUGUUUUCUGAGGAGGAAUAUUAUCAAAAUUUGCUCUUAAAAUAA